AACAGGACAAGGAUUUUCAAGGAUGCCGGGAUACAAGUGGACUUUAUUUGGGCCCCAUUUGUUGGCGAUUAUUGGAUGAGCUUGUUAAGGUACUUGCAAUCGAAUCCAUUGGACAGCGUGGACUUGAUUGUGGCCGGGGCAGCAUUGUGGACGAUCCGAAGGGACCCAUCACUGGAGGGACUAGACCAGUACCAAGCCGACACGGAAUCUGUGCUUCGCCUGCUGUCAUCCAUUGUGCGCGAAUCAGAUACCAACUUGGUGUGGGUACAGCAAGCAUAUAUCAAUGAAAGAGUGCGGACAAUAAGAAGGAGCAACUUCACCAACCAACGUAUUCGAAUCUACAACGAUGCUGUUGAUAGUAUCUGGCAGCGCUUCAGAACUCCCGGCAUGUUUAUGUUCAGUCCUAGUGAUGUUCCAUUGAUCAGAGACGGCGUGCAUUACACUCAAGAUGCUAAUUACAAAACUGCCCAAGGCAUCCUGAACGUCCACUGUAACUCACGGCUACCGGUAACUGACAGAAAGACCUGUUGCCAAGGGUUACUUCACUCAAUCACUGCUCCACAGGUUGUGCUACUGAUUAUAUUUGUAUGCAGUGCCGUCAUAACGUUCUGGGGAGUCUGGUGCAGGCACAGCUGGUCGCAUUCUCUCUUCCGAUCACUGAGCCAAACUUCUAUCCGUGAUACAGGCAACACAGGUCUACAGCGGAGUACCAUAUCACCUGUUGUGAUGACCUGCCAGUGCAUCACAUUGCUUGGAAUAGUGCUUCUGUACACCUACUUAGCUGACAGGACACCGGUAUUCACGAAAGAGGAGAAACAUUUCAACUGGACAUCAUUCACUGUUCCAUUGACAAUUUUAGGAAUUCUUGGUUUUGUGACGUAUCAACCAGUCAAAGAUGCUUCUGUUCUAAACCGUCAGCAAACCUGUGAAACACGAGGAUGGAUGCAGCUAGUAUUGCUGGUGUAUCAUUACACAGGUGCUAGCAAGGUCCUUGGUCUGUACUAUGUAGUUCGACUGAUUGUAGCAAUGUACAUCUUCCUAAGUGCCUUUGGACAUUACACGUAUGGUUUGAAGCGUGGAGCAAGCAGUUGGUCUCGUGUAGCUGAGGUCCUGUUCCGUCUAAAUCUCUACACCGUUCUACUAUGCUUGACGAUGGAUGUACCGUAUCUUCACUACUAUUUUGUACCACUGAUCUCAGCAUGUUACUUACUAGUACUACUGGUUGCUGCCAUACCUCCAGUUGCAUGGGAUCAGAGUAAGUCGCCAUGGACACAGGUGCUCAAGGCAAUCUGUUUCAUUUCGGUCUUCGCCUUGUAUCGGAUACACCCAGAUAUGUUCAACUGGAUAAUAUCCUUCCCACCUCUCUCCCAACUCUUCCUGGAUGAUGACAACUCCCUACACGAGUGGACAUUUCGUUUUGGACUAGACAUCCUAGCUGUGCCAUCGGGUAUCCUGUGUGCCGUAAUGCUACAUCGAUUCCCACAAAUCAAUGGGUGGAUAUGUUCAAGGAGUAUUAUUAACAACUUGAUGACCAUACUUUCAGCUGUGACAUUGGUAGUGUACUGUGGAAUGAUGGCAACAAACUGUACUAGUAAACCAGAGUGUAAUCUUCUACAUACCUACCUAUCACCAAUCAUGCUGGGAGGAUUUGUUCUGGUGCGUAACACGUCGGAGCCACUGCGCAAGCAUUACAGCCAGUUCUUUGACUGGGUGGGAGUCUACUCACUGGAGCUUUUCAUCGCGCAGUAUCACGUCCUGCUGGCUAACGAUACACGUAGUCUACUUGUCCUGGUUGAGAGUAAUCCAAUUCUCAACAUCUGCAUCGUCACAACCAUCUUUGUACUGGUAUCACACACUGUAGCUGAGUGUACACAAAUGUUGGUCAACGUCAUGAAGGGCCUCGCAGUUGAGAAUGAUUAGCUCUGAACAUAUGCAGUACAAUUUCCGGACAUGUAUUAUCAAGAGUCCAUUACCUAGGGUUUGGAACUCUGGGUACUGUCUGGCUUGCCACAUACCUAGUGCUGGGGUCAACAUUUUUUUUAAAGCAUGGUGGCAGCUGCUGGGCCAUGCCUUGCGGCUACCCCGGAAUGUGCCAGGCAAUCAUGAAUAUAGCGAUGUUGUCAUACAUAGCCCUUGAUGUGAAGGGCUGGUCAGGUACACCUAGCAUCAUCCUGCCUGUCGCACUCAACCAUUAGUGAUCGGGAGAGUUCAUCCACACCCAUGCGGCGACUCCGGAGCACAGAUGACUUGCAAGGCCUCCGUCUGAGCGGUAGCCCAGAACCGGAGCCGAUAUGGACUGAGCUGAUAGCGCAUUUGUGAAAGAACGGACCUAUCUGUAUCAAUGACGCUAACCUUCCCUUGUGCAACAGCGGUAACGCACAUGUACAUUUGCAAUAAUAAUAAAAUCGCACGCCUAUAUUAGUGUUUUAAGUUGUGUUUGCCUGCAAUAUCGCAGUCUAGUUCCGCAACAUGAGCUGCCUGCCUUUCCCAUGCUGCAUCACAUAAUUAUGUGAAGUCCCUCACCCUACCCACAUUCCUCUACGCUAGCAACUGCUUCUCUGCUGGUCUCACCUCACAUCUGUAGGAUUGCCAUGAACAUGUACUCGAGCGAGUGCAGACCGCUUUGCAUUCAAAUCACCGUGUUCAUCCCCAUCGCCACUUGCACAUGCACUGGUCAGGAGUAAUGCACUGACACAAGCUCAUCUACACUUGGUGCUGCCUCCAGGGUAAAUGC
Molecule: messenger RNA, 2734 nt
Organism: Sycon ciliatum
Lineage: Eukaryota; Metazoa; Porifera; Calcarea; Leucosolenida; Sycettidae
Product: N-acetylneuraminate 9-O-acetyltransferase-like
Exons: 16
Coding region: 76-1920 (614 amino acids)
Source: RefSeq, a predicted model, not a curated record